CGACGUUUUGGGGCCGUUUCUCGCCGUUUCGGCAGCGUCAAGCCGGCCAGCCCGGCCAAGAGGCCCAAGAAGGAGGCGGUGGACGAGGAGCUGCACCCCGAGCACUACCGGAAGUACUCGGAGUACAUCAAGGGCAGCAACCUGGACGCGCCCGAGCCGUUCCGCGUGGGCCGCGUCAGGAGCAUCUUCUGCAGCCUGCGCGGCAACGGCAAACCCAACGAGGCCGACAUCAAGCUCUGCGUCUACAAGUUCUACAGGCCCGAGAACACGCACAAGUCCACCAAGGCGAGCUACCACGCCGACAUCAACCUGCUCUACUGGAGCGACGAGGAGGCCACCGUGGACUUCCGGGCUGUCCAGGGCCGCUGCUCCGUGGUCUAUGGAGAAGACCUGACCGAGAGCAUCCAGGAGUACUCGGCCGGCGGCCUGGACCGCUUCUACUUCCUGGAGGCUUACAACGCCAAGACCAAGAGCUUUGAGGACCCUCCCAACCACGCGCGGAGCUCCGGGAACAAAGGGAAGGGGAAGGGGAAGGGGAAAGGGAAGGGCAGGGGCCGGGCGGCCGAGCCGAGCGAGCCGGAGCCCCCCCGGCCGCAGGAGCCCCCCAAGCUGAGGACCUUGGACGUCUUCUCGGGCUGUGGAGGCCUCUCCGAGGGCUUCCACCAGGCAGGUGUCUCGGAGACGCUGUGGGCCAUCGAGAUGUGGGAGCCGGCGGCUCAGGCCUUCCGCCUCAACAACCCCGGCACCACCGUGUUCACCGAGGACUGCAACGUGCUCCUCAAGCUGGUCAUGGCCGGCGAGAAGACCAACUCCUUGGGCCAGAAGCUGCCCCAGAAGGGCGACGUGGAGAUGCUGUGUGGUGGCCCCCCGUGCCAGGGCUUCAGCGGCAUGAACCGCUUCAACUCGCGCACCUACUCCAAGUUCAAGAACUCCCUGGUGGUCUCCUUCCUCAGUUACUGCGAUUAUUACCGGCCGCGGUUCUUCCUGCUGGAGAACGUCCGGAAUUUCGUGUCCUUCAAGAGGUCCAUGGUGCUCAAGCUGACCCUGCGCUGCCUCGUGCGCAUGGGCUACCAGUGCACCUUCGGGGUGCUGCAGGCCGGUCAGUACGGCGUGGCCCAGACCCGCCGCCGCGCCAUCGUGCUGGCGGCCGCCCCCGGCGAGAAGCUGCCCAUGUUCCCCGAGCCCCUGCACGUGUUCGCGCCCCGCGCCUGCCAGCUCAGCGUCGUGGUGGACGACAAGAAAUUCGUCAGCAACAUCACGCGGACGUUCUCGGGCCCGUUCCGCACCAUCACGGUGCGCGACACCAUGUCGGACCUGCCCGAGAUCCGCAACGGCGCCGCGGCGCUGGAGAUCUCCUACAACGGCGAGCCCCAGUCGUGGUUCCAGCGGCAGAUGCGCGGCUCCCAGUACCAGCCCAUCCUCAGGGACCACAUCUGCAAGGACAUGAGCGCGCUGGUGGCGGCGCGGAUGCGGCACAUCCCGCUGGCGCCCGGCUCCGACUGGCGGGACCUGCCCAACAUCGAGGUGCGGCUCUCGGACGGCACCAGCACCAGGAAGCUGCGCUACACCCACCACGAGCGCAAGAACGGCCGCAGCAGCUCCGGCGCCCUGCGCGGCGUCUGCUCCUGCGCUGAAGGGAAGCCGUGUGACCCGGCCGACCGGCAGUUCAACACGCUCAUCCCGUGGUGCCUCCCGCACACCGGCAACCGCCACAACCACUGGGCCGGGCUCUACGGGCGCCUCGAGUGGGACGGCUUCUUCAGCACCACCGUCACCAACCCCGAGCCCAUGGGCAAGCAGGGCCGGGUGCUGCACCCCGAGCAGCACCGCGUGGUCAGCGUGCGGGAGUGCGCGCGCUCCCAGGGCUUCCCCGACACCUUCCGGCUCUUCGGCAACAUCCUGGACAAGCACCGGCAGGUGGGUAACGCGGUGCCCCCUCCCCUGGCCAAGGCCAUCGGGCUGGAGAUCAAGGCCUGCGCUGCGGCCAAGCUGCGCCAGGACACGGCCGGUCCGGUGCCCGCUGUCGCCGCUGUCGCCGCUGUCGCCGCUGUCCCGUCCCCGUCCGGCGCCGCCUGAGGCGGGAGCGGGGCCGGGGGUGGGGCCGGGGCUGCUGCGCCUUCGCCUUUUUUGCCUUUUUUGCCUUUUUUAAAAUUUUAUUUCCCUUUUUAUUCUUCUUUCUUCCCCUAUUUUUAUUUUUUUUCUCCCUUUUUUUAUUUUUUUUUCUCUUUUUUUCUUCUCGUUUCUCCCCCCUUUUCUUUCUUUUACAUCUUUUUUUUUCUUUUUCCCCCUCUUUUCUCUCCUCCCUUUUUUCUUUUUAUUUCCCUUUUUCUUUUUAUUUCCUUUUUUCUUUUUUCCCCUUUUUUCUUUUUUUUCCUCUUUUUUCCUUCUAUUUUCCCUCUUUUCCUUCUUUUAUUUCCCUUCUUUCUUUCUUUCUCCUUCCCCCCUCGUUUUUUUUCCUUUUCCCUCUUUUAUUUCACCAUUUUUUCUUUUCUUCCUCUUUUUCCUUUUAUUUCCCCCCUUUUCCCCUUUUCCUUCUUUUAUUUCCCUUCUCCCACUUUUUUAUUUUUCCCCCUUUUUUCCUCCCUUUUUUCUGCUUUUCCCUCUUUAUUUUUUUCUUUUAUCUUUUUCCCCCU
Messenger RNA from Zonotrichia leucophrys gambelii, 2633 nucleotides. It is a transcript of the gene DNMT1, whose product is annotated as DNA methyltransferase 1. Gene Ontology annotation, cellular component: nucleus. The transcript has 13 exons. Gene Ontology annotation, biological process: negative regulation of gene expression via chromosomal CpG island methylation. The record is from RefSeq and is a predicted model, not a curated record. The annotation marks the transcript as partial. Lineage: Eukaryota; Metazoa; Chordata; Aves; Passeriformes; Passerellidae. Gene Ontology annotation, molecular function: chromatin binding; DNA (cytosine-5-)-methyltransferase activity; DNA binding.